CAUGUGAAUUAAAGAUUUCAUUGGAUACAUCAAUCAGGAAGUUUUGGCAGAGAUUGGUCCUAUAUUUAAACUCAACAAUGGCAACGAACAUAUUAAGAUAAAUAUCUAUAUUCAAUGUUUUAUAACAUCAUGCCAUGUAUUUAAAUCCUAAUAUAUCUAUGUAAUUGAUAAUAACCACUAGGGCAGACAUUAAAGUAUAUGAUAUACUUGUAUAUCGAUGUCGAGGACCCAGAGACAACCGAAAGCAUUCAAAGAUCUGGGGAAAACGAACACUGUCAAGAUGACAUACACCAGAGAAAAUAACUCAGGACAUCUAUUGUCUGGAAAAUGUGAUAUUGGACCUAACAGUGGUCGACAGAAUUCAAUAACAUUUUCAUAUGAACAAGGUGAAAGAGAUGUUCAGAACUCAAUUGAAAUUCAGUGCAAAGACUGCAAUGAUGCAUUAUUGGCAGACAUCAGGUUCGAAAAAAGAUGUGGUUUGCAAAAGUGUGAAAUAUUGAGUCCUAGUGGGUAUACUAUUGCGUCCGCCAGAAGAAGGUGUGUACAUGUGAAUGGUGUUGGCAAUGCCAGUGGAAGUUAAUUAAAUAAAUUAUAAAAAGAACAGGGUUCAUAACAUACUAGGCGGGUGGUAAUAAACAUAGUUAAGUCAAUUUGAAUGAGGUAAAAGAUCACCACAAAAACAUUGAAAUGUAUAAGUUGAACCAACCAAUUUAUAACUGGGGACAUCACAUUAUUUUUAAAUAUAAGCGGAAAAAACCAAACGGACAUUUAAACUCAUAAAAAAGUCGACGACAAACUGACGUCGUGGCAAACAAUGAAAAAAGUACAAAAAAAAAGAAAAGUGUACAAAACACAACAUACAAAACUAAGAACUAUGCAAAAUUAUCUCAGUUGUUCCAGAAGAGAUAGCAGGUCCUGCUCCACAUGUAUAACCCAUCAUGUUACUCAUACAGCAUAGUUUAUAAGCUAUGUCAAAUGAUUUGGCAUAGCAUCACUACCGUUAGUUGUGUUAUAUUUACCUCUUUUUCAGAUUGCACUGGUCAUCAUUUAAACUCGAAAUGCAAGAUGUAAAUUAUAUUCUGAAGAAGAGAUCACAGAGUUCACUUCUGAUAGAUGCAAGUUGUACUGUUUAUAAGGAAAAAAUAAGAUUUUAACAUGAUUAAAAUGCAAGCAUGAAAACUCGUAUUUUAUAUUGGCUGUCCUUAAUAUUUUUCAGCAAUAGUUUACUAUUAGCUAUGUUUUUUUUUUAUUCAUGUUAUUAUUUAUAUUCAUAUUUCACAUACUUUAAAUGGUUCGGGAGUUUUCAGUUCUUGUUUCCUCUUGUUGUUGCAUGUGCUUUGUUUAGACAUGCAAAGAAAAACAAGUUUGAAAUUAAACUGGAUGUUUCUUUUCUGAGUAGGCAGAUUUUCCCAAACAAAUUUAGACUGGUGUAUAUAUAUAAAAAUAAAGAGAUGCGGUAUGACAACUAUAACAAAGAAUCCAAAAAUGUUUUAAAAAACCAAAGGUCACCUUUCUGCCUCUAUCAAUCGCUGUCGUCUAUAGGUACAAAAAGCCCCUUAAUGACAUAAAAUGAAACAGGUCAAUCGAAUAUACUAUCAGUAAUCUAAUUAUCAUUUGUUUUAUUUAAUAGGUGGUAAAUAGCCAAGAUAGAUCUGUGGUGGCUAAAUUGUUUGAAGAUUUAAAUUCGUCACUUUCAAGUAAUCAGUUAACUGUUAAACUUGUGUAUCUAACAGAACUGAAUUUGAAUAAAAAGAUUGUGAUAUUAUUGAUGACGGGUGCACUCAAUAUGACAUUUAAACAAAGAAAGCAUUCAAUACACCUAAAGUGUUCCAUCUUUAGUCAUUGUUCUAAAGCAACGCUCAUAAUUUUGUUUGCUCUUAUUUUCACUUUAAUGGCGAUGGUAGCUGUACUCGUUGCCAAUGAAUUAAUAUAAUAUUAAAAAUCUUUCAACAGACGAUGUUUAUAAAUGCGAUUUAUUACAUAAAAAAGCUAAUUGUGCUAGACACAACAGCAUAUUCAUUGCAUCUGGAAUUUGUUAUGAUACGUGUGGUGUUUGGACAGUUUUUAUCUCGAUGAGAGAAAGGUUAAACUGUGUUGAUGCGGUUUUGAUCUGUCAUCUAUCAUUGAAUCAAUUAAUCAGGUAAACACGUAAUAACGUACAUGAACUCAAUAUCAGGAUAUCAUGAAAAUCAUUUAAAAACAAAGGUUUCAAAAUGUAUGUAAAUCGUGAAGAGCUUACUAUUUAAAAAAUAGUGAUUGCUUUCUUUUUCCUAAUGUCCAGUUGAAAAUUUCUCAUGUAUUGAAC
Molecule: messenger RNA, 2305 nt
Organism: Mytilus californianus (California mussel)
Lineage: Eukaryota; Metazoa; Mollusca; Bivalvia; Mytilida; Mytilidae
Exons: 5
Coding region: 218-580 (120 amino acids)
Source: RefSeq, a predicted model, not a curated record